This is a messenger RNA of Didymella exigua CBS 183.55, 1020 nucleotides long. Its product is annotated as NADH-cytochrome b5 reductase 3. The transcript is spliced from 3 exons. NCBI's taxonomy places the organism in Eukaryota, Fungi, Ascomycota, Dothideomycetes, Pleosporales, Didymellaceae. Gene Ontology annotation, biological process: ergosterol biosynthetic process. Gene Ontology annotation, molecular function: cytochrome-b5 reductase activity, acting on NAD(P)H. The record is from RefSeq and is a predicted model, not a curated record. Bases 1 to 1020 code for a protein of 339 amino acids.
AUGUUCACCAGACAGUUCUUCCGCCCAGCUAGGCAGCUGCAGCAGCAGGUUCGCCGUUAUGCAUCUGACGCGCCCAAGUCCGGCAGCAACAGCGUCCUCUACACUGGUGUCGGUGCCGCUGGUCUUGCCGGUGCUUACCUCUACAUGAGGGGCGGCACUUCGCCAUCUGGUCAGCAGGGCAACGCUCCUCCAUCUGCUGAGGAGAGCAAGAUCCCCGCCUCUACCGGCGAGGUCAAGAAGGCCUUCACAGGUGGUGAUCAGGGCUUCCUUUCGCUGGUCCUCGAGAAGUCAGAGAUUGUCAACCACAACACCAAGAAGCUUACCUUCAAGCUCCCCGAGGAGGACCAGGAGAGCGGUCUGCCCGUUGCCUCCGCCAUUAUCACGAAGUACAAGGGCCCCGAAAUGAAGAAGCCCGUCAUUCGCCCCUACACUCCCAUUAGUGACGUCGAUCAGAAGGGUACCGUCGACUUCAUCAUCAAGAAGUACCCCGGCGGCCCCAUGUCCGAGCACAUGCACAACCUCGAGCCUGGGCAGCGACUGGACAUCAAGGGUCCUAUCCCUAAGUACCAGUGGUCAGAAAACAAACAUGAGCACAUCGCCUUAAUUGCUGGUGGAACUGGUAUUACACCAAUGUGGCAGACUGCUCGCGCUAUCUUCAAGAACCCCAACGACAAGACCAAGGUCACUCUGGUGUUCGGAAAUGUCUCUGAGGAGGAUAUUCUCCUGAAGCGCGAGUUCGAGGAGCUCGAGAACACAUACCCCCGACGAUUCCGUGCCUUCUACGUCCUCGACAACCCACCUGAGCAGUGGCAGGGCGGCAAGGGCUUCAUCACAAAGGAGCUUCUGAAGACUGUCCUCCCCGAGCCCAAGGAGGGCGAGAAGAUUAAGAUCUUUGUCUGCGGACCACCCGGCAUGUACAAGGCCAUCAGCGGUGGCAAGAAAAGCCCUCAGGACCAGGGCGAGCUUGAGGGCUACCUGAAGGACCUUGGAUACAGCAAGGACCAGGUCUACAAGUUUUGA